Molecule: messenger RNA, 1356 nt
Organism: Phytophthora sojae
Lineage: Eukaryota; Oomycota; Peronosporomycetes; Peronosporales; Peronosporaceae
Exons: 5
Coding region: 1-1356 (451 amino acids)
Biological process (GO): transcription initiation at RNA polymerase II promoter; transcription open complex formation at RNA polymerase II promoter
Cellular component (GO): transcription factor TFIIE complex
Source: RefSeq, a predicted model, not a curated record
AUGGCGGGGCUCGUGGAGAAGCUCGUGAACCUCGUGGGGCGCGCGUUCUACUCGGACGAGCACGUCGUCGUGCUCAGCGCCUUGAUCCGCGAGAAGUUCAUGAAGGACGACGAGAUGGGGAACGCUGUGAACCUCCAGACGCGUCAAGUGCGCAAGAUCAUGAACGAGCUGCACCAGGACAACCUUGUCUGCGAGGAGGUGCUGAACGACAAGCGACUCGGCGGCAGCUCGUCCACGUCGUACUGGUACAUUGACUACAAGUACUUUGUGGACGUGGUGCAGUACCGCCUCUACCUGAUGCACGAGCACCUGAAAGACAGCGAGCAGCUCGAGAUCGAGCGCCAAACGUUCCAGUGCAGCGACCCGGAGUGCGGCCGCGAGUACACGGCGCUGGAGGCGCAGCUGCUACUCAUGCCCGGCCAGUACCAGUUCCGCUGCGGCCACUGCAACGAGCUGCUGCUGGAAUGUGACAACAACGACCGGCUGCUGCGCAUCCAGAGCCUGCAGCGCAAGUUCAAAGACCAGAUGAACAAGCAGAACGGCAUGCACGAGGGCAUCUACGAGGUGCUGCGUCGCAUCGGCGACUUUGUCAAGGAAGGCCACGCGCUGCCCAGCAACCUGCCGAGUGACAACCGCGCUGCUGGAAUUGGCGGCAAUAGUGCGCGUGCUGCCAAUGGAGGAGGAGGUGGCCGAGGAGGAGGAGGGGGUGGGGGUGGCGGCGGCGGUGGUGGCAACCGCGAACAGAACAGCCAGUCGUACUUGUACCCCUAUGGCUCGCAGGACCAGGAGAUUAUCGUGGAUAUUGCAGGCAACGACCAGGCUGAAGACGAAUACUUGGCGAGCAGAGAGCGGAAGGAGGACAAGGAGGCUGCCAACCAGCAGGUCGCAGCCCCGCGCGCGCUGCCAGAGUUCUUGCAGGGCAGCUCCAUCAGUGGCCACAUGGCGGCGAAGCACUUGCAGCCUGCGGCGGCGGCGGUAGAAGAGAAGGCGAUCCCCAUGGAGAGCGGCAUUCAGGGCGUAGAUCCUCUUACGCAGAGCGAAAUGACAGAGGAGCAGCGGCAAGAAGCGUUCAAGCGCGCGUACAUGGCGGAGCUGGAGCGCUACAACGAAGAGAACCAUGAUGGAGAGGAAGUGCAGGUACAGGUGGACAAGCAGGGCUGGGAUGCCGAGAUGAACGGCGAUGCCAUGGAUGAGGAAGAGCUGGAGGACGUCGAGUGGGAGUGGUGCACGGACGACGAAGGUGGCGGCACCGAUAUUGAAGUUACGGUCAACGGCCAGCCUAAGCGGCUGGAUGGUGUGGAUGACGAGGAUCUGCUAAACAUGACGGAGGAAGAGUUCCUGUGGUCUAAAAACUGA